AGCAUGCAUAAAGGUAGCAUCUUUGCUGCCGCGUGCUUUGCUGUGAACGUACGAUGGCCUUUCUCGGUGUAAGUUAUGGCUGCUGUUGUUUGGAUCUGCGAGGUUGUCUUGGAGAAGGAAGUACAGGGAGGGUCCAAUAUGCGUCCUCUGCUCCGUGUUUCUCGUUUGCAUGUUAUUGCGGCCCCCACGUCCUGCAGCAACUGCUGCUAGGUGGUUCUAUUCACAAGCCAGAUGAGACGGUAAAGAGCCGUCCGCGGCGGCGGUCCGUAGGGAAUAUUUGAGCUCGAGCCAGGGCAUUGCCAGCUCCCCGGUACUUCGUAUUCCGAAGCCUGCUCUAGCACGUGAAAAUAUGACAAUAUGUGGCAUCAAAUAUCCCAUACCGGUUGACCCAAACCGCUUGUUCCCUGUCCAUCCACAUUGAGCAGCCUGGUCAGAUAGUGCUUCCUGACC
Molecule: messenger RNA, 450 nt
Organism: Trichoderma asperellum CBS 433.97
Lineage: Eukaryota; Fungi; Ascomycota; Sordariomycetes; Hypocreales; Hypocreaceae
Source: RefSeq, a predicted model, not a curated record